Messenger RNA from Cervus elaphus (red deer), 1604 nucleotides. It is a transcript of the gene TMEM210, whose product is annotated as transmembrane protein 210. The record is from RefSeq and is a predicted model, not a curated record. The coding region runs from base 868 to 1299 and encodes 143 amino acids. The transcript is spliced from 4 exons. Lineage: Eukaryota; Metazoa; Chordata; Mammalia; Artiodactyla; Cervidae.
GUGGUGAAACCCAGCGUCUCAAGUCCGUGCCUCACUCAUCGGGUGCAGAGGUGUGCCAGGAGCCACCCCCAGGAGGUGGCCCCGUGCAAGGGUCAGGGAGGGCCCCGGCAACCAGGGCUUGGCUGCAGCCCCCAGUGCGCUGGAGGGCCAGGCGUGGGACAGGCCUUUCCUCCUGCGGCCUGAGUCUGCCUGGCAGGCCCUUAGGGGAAGAGGGGGAGGGCUGCGGUUAACCUUGACCUUCCACAAGCCGCACCUGCCUGGUGUGUGGGAAGGUCACACAGGGAACAGACUGUGGAGCUGGCCGUGAGUUCUAACUAACAACACAACUAACCCAGAGCUCCAGACGCUUCAUAGUGGUUUCAGAGCUGCCUGCUCCUCAAAGGUGUUCUGCAAAUACUGCCGGGUCCAGGCCCAGGCCUCCUGCUUGUCUCAGUCUUGGGGGGAGAGUGGUGACAUCAGUCAGCUGCACCCCAGGCCACCCCCUUACCCCGCCACCAAGCUGCUGCAGCCCUCAUUCUGACAAACGGAGGCUGGGGCUUGCCUGCUGUGGCCCUCUGGCUUUCCAGGCCGCCGCCUCCCUGACCCAGGGGCCCAAGUACAGGUGGUACCGCUUCCCGUGGUCUUCCCCCAAGGCCAGGGGAGCCCCCUGCCGCCCUGCCUCAGAUGGCCAGGGCACUCCAGGCUGCCCUACCAGCCCCGUCCAUCCUGGGGUCGCCCACCUGGGGCUCCCUGAGGCCCCCAGCACCCAGGGCAGCGAAGCUCCAUGCGAGGCCCUGCCCCCGCCCUCCUUGCCUCACAGCUCCAUUGUGAGGUCAGCGCCUUCCGCCGAGCCCCGGCCAGAGGUGUGCGGCGGGCCGGGGGCUGGACAUGGCCGCCUGUCCCCAGCCCGGCUCCUGCCUUCCCGGUGGCCCCCUCGGCCUCGUGUGUCUGUCCCUUUUGCUCAUCCCUGCUGCAGCCGGAACCUACUGCGAGUGCAGCCUUGGCCUCAGCCGCGAGGCCCUCAUCGCCCUGCUGGUGGUUCUGGCGGGCAUCAGCGCUAGCUGCUUCUGCGCCCUCGUCAUCGUGGCCGUUGGUGUCAUUCGAGCCAAGGGUGAAACGUGCCCCGCACACAUGGACAGCAGGAUGGUGGGGCACUUCGGGGUGCAGGAAGACCGUAUGGACCUGCGCACGGUGCAUGUGGAGUCCCACCUCAUGGACCCCGACAUGGCGGUCCCCAUGAUGCGGCCCCUGGAAGAGCAUGGGCUGAUGACCAUCACCAUGGACUCGACCCUGGAGGAGCCGCCCCCCCCGCCUGAGUAGGGCUUCGGGCGUGGGGGGAGGGGAAUUAAACAGUAUUUAGUUACUCUGUGCUGUCCUCCCUGGGCCCCUCUGGGGGGUGUCUGUGGUGGGGGGGCCCUGCACACACCUGGUCGCCCCCUUUCUCUUCAGUGGGGUGCCUGCUCUAGGCUCGCACUGUCCACCCUCCAGGCAGGGGUCCACACUCUGGGUGUCUGCACUUCCUGCAUGCCUCAGCCUGGCUCCUGCCUGCCCCUGCCUGUGGCUUCCUCCAGUGAAGCCCGAAGGCCCCCGCCCCCACCCCACCCCGGGAAAACGCCAGGACAGGA